Notolabrus celidotus (New Zealand spotty) is the source of this 5809-nucleotide messenger RNA. RefSeq names its product rhomboid, veinlet-like 1 (Drosophila) (gene rhbdl1). Gene Ontology annotation, molecular function: serine-type endopeptidase activity. The record is from RefSeq and is a predicted model, not a curated record. Gene Ontology annotation, cellular component: membrane. The transcript has 8 exons. Bases 791 to 1900 code for a protein of 369 amino acids. NCBI's taxonomy places the organism in Eukaryota, Metazoa, Chordata, Actinopteri, Labriformes, Labridae.
AUUGGUAUGCAAGCAGCGCAGUGUGUGUAUGAGGGAGAGGGACGAGCAAGAGAGAGAGAGGUAGCAGCCAGUGCAAUGGGAUAGAGGAGAGCGAGGAGGAGGAGGAGGAGAGUGAAUGAGAAGCUGCUGGAUCUGCCUUUGCCUGCGUGCCCUGCCUGUCGUCUGCUGAAGCCUGAGGUUUUUUACCGCCGCGCCACCACGCUGCACUGGCACAGAGCGGAGACACGGGCCAUUUGCAUCCAGCAUAUGCACCCUCAGCACCAACACGGAUACACAUAGACAGAUUCUUACUCAACCAGCAAGAAAAGAAACCACGAGACGAGCUCACCAGGCAUUCUCCAGCAUCAAGAGGGGGGACGCAGCACCUACAAAAAGGGGGCCUGACGCUACCAUUUAGGCACCAGCUGCUCCAUCAACCAAAUCCCCCUCCACCUUAUCCCAUCCUUUCCAACACCACCACCACCACCACCACCACCACCACUCCUCUCUUGCUCCUCCCUAUGUCCUUGUCCUCGGCGGCUCCUCUCACCUCCCUGGCCAGUAUAUGGAUAGAAGCUCCCUGUUUCAGCUCAUACAAGAGCAGGUAAGCCAGCCAGCCAGCCAGCCAGCAGGCAAGCAAGCAAGCCGCGACAGAGGUUUCUAUGGUUACGGGGCUCUCGCCACCUCGCCAUCUACCCAGGGAUUGAGACGUGGUUGGAGGCUGGGGGUGAGAGCUGGUGUCAGGAUUUCGUUUGUUUGUGUGCACGGGCAAAAAAUGAGAACGUGAGACAACACCGCGGAUGCGAGCAUCAUGGAGCCACGCUGGCCCCGAGAAUGUGAGCUGGACCCAGAGAACACCGGUUUCAUUCCCAGUGGAGAACUCACCAGCUUGGUGGAGCACCAUGAGCUGCAGUUGGACCCAUCCAAGCUGGACAUGCUGUUAGCCCUGGUCCAGAGCAAUGAAGAGGGACAGGUGUGCUACCAGGAGCUCAUCGAGUUGAUGAGCAGUAAGCGCUCCAGCAGUUUCAGACGAGCCAUUGCCAAUGGCCGCCGCACGCUGCAGAGGGAGAUCCUGCUGGACGAGACGGGGCUGGGUCUGUACAAACGCUUUGUCCGCUAUGUGGCCUAUGAGAUCCUGCCCUGUGAGACAGACAGACGCUGGUACUUCCACCAGAACCGCCUGUGUCCCCCACCUGUGUUCAUCGCCAUCGUCACCAUUGUUCAGAUUAUCGUGUUCAUGUGCUACGGCAUCAUGCUGAACAAGUGGGUACUGCAGACCUAUCAGCCGGACUUCAUGAAGAGCCCCUUGGUCUACCAUCCCGGUCACCGAGCACAAGUGUGGCGCUUCUUCAGCUACAUGUUCAUGCACGUUGGUUUAGAGCAGCUGGGGUUCAACGCUUUACUGCAGCUAAUGAUUGGUGUUCCUUUAGAGAUGGUCCAUGGCAUCUUACGAAUAAGUCUGCUCUACAUGGCAGGAGUGCUGGCCGGCUCCCUGACAGUGUCCAUCACAGACAUGCGCGCUCCGGUGGUGGGGGGCUCUGGGGGGGUCUACGCUCUGUGCUCAGCACAUCUGGCCAACGUCGUCAUGAACUGGGCUGGGAUGCGAUGUCCAUACAAGCUGCUCCGCAUGAUCCUGGCACUGGUGUGCAUGAGUUCAGAGGUGGGACGAGCUGUCUGGCUCCGCUUCUCACCGCCGUUGCCUUCCUCUGGGCCCCAGCCCAGCUUCAUGGCCCACCUGUCGGGGGCCGUGGUGGGUAUCAGCAUGGGGCUGCUGAUCCUGCGCAGCUACGAGGAGAGUCUGCAGAAACAGUGCUCCUGGUGGGUCAUCGUCUUCUCCUUCAUCACCUUCCUCCUCUUCGCCAUCUUCUGGAAUAUCUUUGCGUACGAGUUGCUAGGGGUUCAAAUACCUCCUCCUCCCUGAUGAAGGCCCCCCCUCACCCCUCCUUUCUUCCUUCAAUUCUCCUCCCCGCCAGGUCCUUCUUCACCUACACACUGACUCCAAACAAAGGUUCCCCUUUGGUAGUUAUUAAAGUUCCCAUUUCCAAGUUAAACCCAAAUGAUAUGAUAUGACGUCGUUGAAAACUAGAAAACAACCAAGAAUCCUUUUUUACAGAUACUUUGCAAAUCAAAGAAAUAUGUCUCUUUUAUUAAAGAGGGAUUACCGUAGCAACAAGUACAGGUGAACACUCCUCAGAUCCACUUUGAGGAGCGGUAUAUCUUUUUUAUACAUACAUCUAAAUCGCAUCUACAUUACCAGCACUAACCUUUCAGUCAGCAUUUAGCCAUCGUGCUCUUUUUUUCAGAGGCUUUUUGUAAAGCAUAAGUCAUGUCUUUGAGUGCAUCUUUCAUACAUGUGAGGAGAUUCAGUUUGAAGUUCAUGACACGUGCCUCUGCUGGAAUUAAAGGGAGUGCGUCCUGCAGUUGUAACAACGAUGGCAAAAUGCAGAGAGAGGUUUUCUGUCUUACAAAGAGAUGAUCAGCUGCAGGGAUGCAACCUACAGAUUUCAUUGUUUUGCUCAAAGGCACUUAUGCAGAGUAGACGCCCUGAAUCCGAAUCUAAAAAUCCGAGCUGCAGGAGAAGAGUUUCAGCAAGAGUAAGCUUAUUUUAUGGAGGCAGCAAUAAAUACAAAACAGAAUCACUGAUGCUUUUUGCAGGAUUAUUGGCACAGUAAAUGAAAAGCGAAAAAAAGAGCAGCUAAGAGAAUGUUUUCUUCAAAUUGAGCUGCUUAGUAGGUGAUCAGACAUCAGUCACAACCCUUUCCAACAGAGUGCAAAUGAAAAAAAGAAACCAUUACUCAGAGCAGCUGCAGGAAGAAUGGAAGAAAAAUGUUUCAAAAUUGAUUUUAGGCCUACUGUUUGUUGAUACUUUCAUCUUCUUAAUCCUAAAAUUAGCUGUCAUUUUCACUCCAAAAGAAGUCAGUUUUCCUUUAUUAUUUCUGUGACAUUAAACCUACACUGUGGAUACAGAAACAAAAGUAAGUCAACAUGGACCAGACAUGAAGAAACAAAGCGACAGGAGAAAAAAGUGACAGCUGACAUUUGCUGGACGGUCAUCCCUCAAGCGAGGAGUUAACUCCUCCUGUUGCUGUUUCAAACGCUAACAACCAACUUGCUUGGCGCACCGUUGUAUAUUUUGCCAUGUCAUGCUCUGUGGCUCUCAGCAAGACAAGGACACACACACACACACACACACACACACACACACACACACACACACACACACACACACACACACACACACACACACACACACACACUUCUCCUGUUUGUCUUUGAGAGCAGACACUGUCUGAUUCUGUUUUGGACAAGCUGAGAAGAACACAACAAACAUACAGACACACACACACACACACACACACACACACACACACACACACACGUAUAUAUACACACACACACUGGCCUCUCUGUUCUUGUUCUGACAGACUGAACUGGGGAGGACGCGGAUGUGUCAUCACUCGACCUCUGACCUACAUGUCCCAGAGGGCAUUGGGGCCUCUCUGUCAGGCCGGUCUAUACCUCAGUUUCUCAUCUUAGGGACUGUAUACUUUUGUAAAGGAAUGUACCUAUAAAGAAAAAAAAAAACAAAGAAGAGUGUUAUUAAGUUGUCCCCAAUUUUCAUUUGAUAGUGGAUGUGUAUAUUGUAUGUUCAUAACCAAGAGUAUAUUUAUUUGUACUUUUUCCUCUCUGGAGAGGAAAAAAGAAAAGUUUCAAAUGGUGCAAAAUUAAUGCCAUGAUUGUUCUCCUGAUAACUCUUGUAUGGCUUUGGCCCUCUAAAAAAACACUCCAUGAGGCAGAAUCUCAACCACCAAUGAUUCAAGCUCACUUGAUCUUUAGUGCUUUACUGAAUAAGCCAUAGAAAGAACUAAUUCAAGUGGGCAAAAGCAGAGGGGAAAUGCUGGUUUUAGGUCUGCUGGUUGGCAGUGAAACUUUUUUUGUUUGUGAUCAAACAUGAUUACUUUAUUGUGAAUAUCCAACACGGGAGGUUACAGAAGACAAACUGUGCAAGUACAAGUCUGUGAAGCUCUGGACUGUUUCAGAUAUUUUCAUGUAGCUAUGCUCAUUUUUUUUUACAUCUUUAACUUGUUUCUGAUCAAUGCUUUUAUUUUUAAUUUUUGUGCAACUUCCCACAUCUUCUGUCUGUCUGCCCCCUGAUGUGUGCAGACACCUCGACCAAGUUCUUCUUCUUCUGCACAUAUCAAAUCAAAGUCUUGGAUUCUGUCGAAGAUGAAACCCUCCAGAGUGAUUCAAGCUUUUGGAAAGCCAGGGCGAGGAUAGCAAUUUCAUUUACUCAUGCUAUGUUCCAUUUUUCAGACUUUCAAUCAAUAAUUCAUCCAAAUGUCCGCCGGCUGCCUGAGGGGGGAACAUUUUUAUGCAUUUGCCAAUUUCGAUAGUUGGUCAUAAAUACAGUCCUCAGCAUUUGCGUUCUUGUGAAAGUGUCAAAAGUAACAGAAGACUCGGUGUUAAAUGAGGGAAUCUGUAGGAAAUAGCCAGAAUAAGCCAUUUCCAGAUGCAUUAGAAGAGAAAAGAUCAGCCAAUAUGUGGAAGUAAUGGAUCCUUGAUAGAAACUCUUGUGUGUACUUGGAAAUAUUAUCACUUGGGAUGGCAGAGAUACAUUAAUGAAUAAUGCAUACAUACCCUGUUAGCCUAUAAUGGAGAUAAAGGGGAAAGCCUGAGAGGAGGUUAAUGUGCCUCUUUAACUUAAGAUUCAUAGGAACCCUGAAGGGUUGUAAAAAGGGCUAGUCGAUGGCUAUGUUUUUGUAGAACACAUUAACUGUGAAUAUCAUCCAAUGUGGAAGAACAUGCAGGACAAAAAUGAAGAGCUUGUUGCCCCUAAAACUUGAAAGAAAAGAUACUUGACUGAGUUCUUCUCGUGCAGUGUUUAGUUUAGUUUAGCUGUCUGUGCUGUUUCCUCCAAAAAAAAAACAACAACUUUGCAUCAUCAAAAGUGAGAAAGUGACUCUUAACAACAAGAUGGUUUCGAGGAAACUUUUCAGGUUUAUUUCUGUGCGCCACAUCUCCUCUUGGCCCUGAUCCUGAGCAAACAUCAGCACCAAAACACCCUCUGAAAAAGUCCUCACCGCUGCACCCAUACAGCUAAAGGAGAGGAGAAAACCUAACUCACAUCCUCCAUCUGACAACGUGUGACAGUCGGGGUGUUUGUGAGGGAGAGACGAAAGAAACAAAAGAGCUGGCACUCUUCACAAAAACCCUCAGCAGGGCUCUAAAGCAGCAAGCGGCCAGGCUUUUUUAUCCUGCCGGGCUUCUGUCACAACAGCCCAGUGUCAGGAUGAUGCAUGUCUCUUUUUUUGUAGGAUGCACCAGAGCCCAAAGCUACACAGGAUAUCUUCCUUUAAUAAGCAGAACUGACAGGCGGGAUGAUGUUAAUUUAAUUGCCGUCUUUGAGUGGCACAUUUCUUGAACAGAGUAAGAAAGGCUCGGUGAAGGUUAGUGCUAACUUGUUUGAGCCUCACUCCUACUUGAGCCCUAGCUGAUGUGAAAGCACCCAGAAUAUUUCUUCUUUCUUUGCUCUAAAAGGCAGCAGACUUUUCUUGCAGCUACUUGACAUUUUCCUGACUGCUGUUUGUCUCUUGUUCUUGUUCUUGUUUUAAUCAUAGUGGACUUUUAUUUUGCACUUACGUACAUGUUGCCAUGCCAUACUCUCGACUGCCAUGAACAUUGUUUGACGCUUGUUACCUCCCUAUGCUAAUCCAUCUUGCUGUAGAGCCCAAUGCCUUGUUUUAAAUAAGCUCAAAACUGAAGACAGAGUUCUUUAGCUAAAUCUUAAUGCUCACAUUCACACAAGAAUAAAAACAGCAGUGCAAACAUC